CAUUCUGAGCAAGCGGCUUGUAGUCACAAGCCACAGACAGCCCUUUUGCCUCGAACCGAUCCCAAAUCACCGUCCAAAGAUAACAGCAAAGCCGUUACCUGAAAAACAACUGGUAUGUUUCUUCCAGAUUUCAACUCCAUCUCUUCGCCCCUCACUUGACCUUGACCCAUCUCCCAAAUCGCAGCGACCUACGAUUCAAAAGUCGACCAUCUUCAAACUUCUUUUACUCCUCGCUGCGACUGGACUUGGGUUUCCCACAUUCUCAACCACGGUUGAACUACUACCUGAUCACAAUGUCUGGAUUGGAACACAUUGAGAUGCAUCCUGUCGUGGCUGGCCGCGGGCUUCCGGUCGACGGUGAAGACUCUACAGGCCACUUCGCAGGCCAGCCCAAAAAGGGGUCAAAGAUCUAUACGAACAUUGUGAAGCGAAUCGACAAUUCGGUGAACAAGUCAGUGGUCGGAAAACUCUUUCGGCUCAAAGGAAGCGGCCAUUCCUCCGAGAUUGGAGAUGCCUACUUGUCGACCGAGAUCCGUGCAGGACUGACGACCUUCGCCACGAUGGCAUACAUUAUAGCAGUCAACGCCGCCAUUCUCGCCGAGACGGGUUAUGGCUGUCGCUGCGAUAAACCCUACGACCUGCAAGGUAACUGCGCAAACAAGGCCGAGUGGACGGCCUGCUACAACGAGGUCAAGCUCGAUCUUGUCACCGCCACUGCUGCCUUGGCAGGGGUCUCUAGCAUCCUCUUUGGUCUUCUCACCAAUCUGCCUGUGUGCCUAGGGCCGGGGAUGGGUCUGAAUGCAUACUUCACCUACCAGGUCGUCGGAGCAAAGGGUUCAGGUUCGGUGAACUACCGUCUCGCGCUUACAGCAGUCUUCCUGGAAGGAUGGAUCUUCAUGUUCCUUGCUCUGACAGGCAUGCGCCAUUGGCUCGUCAAAGUCAUUCCCGGCACCAUCAAGACCGCAAGCGGCGUCGGUAUCGGUCUGUUUCUGACCCUCAUCGGCAUGACGUACUCCUCGGGCAUCGGACUCAUUACAGGAGGCGUGAGCACGCCGCUUGCCAUUGGAGGAUGCCCGAUAGAGAACCUCGGUCAAGCCGGGGCAUGCAUCUCCGGGUACAUGACGAACCCAAAGAUGUGGGUGGGCAUCGUUUUCGGCGGGCUGUUGAUAGCACUCCUGAUGGCAUUCCGGGUCAAGUCGGCCAUCAUCAUUGGCAUCGGUAUUGUUUCGAUUCUUUCAUGGCCGCGCAACACUCCACUGACAUACUUCCCCGACACUGUUGACGGCAACGCACGGUUCGACUACUUUCGCAAAGUUGUAAACUUCCACCCGAUCAAGCACACGCUGGCACAGCAACAGUGGAAUCUGGGUGGCAAGUCGGCAGGCCGGUUCGUGGCUGCGCUGUUCACUUUUCUUUAUGUCGACAUCAUCGAUUGCACGGCCACGCUCUACUCAAUGGCACGAUUCUGCAAGCAAUCGCGCAAGAUAGAUGGCGACUUCCCCCGCUCGACUGUGGCCUUUUGUGUUGAUGCUUUUUGCAUCACCCUGGGCUCCAUUUUUGGGUGUUCCCCUGUAACUGCCUUCAUCGAGAGCGGCGCGGGCAUCGCCGAGGGCGGACGAACCGGUCUUACCGCCAUAGUCGCUGGACUGUGUUUCCUUGUCUCAUUGUUCUUCGCCCCUAUUAUUGCAUCCAUCCCUCCGUGGGCAACAGGCGGCACGCUCAUACUGAUUGGCUGCCUGAUGGUUCGGCAGGUGGCCAAGAUCAACUGGGCGUACAUCGGCGACGCUAUACCAUCCUUUGUCACCCUUAUAUUCAUCCCAUUCAGCUACAGCGUAGCUUAUGGGCUGAUCGCGGGUCUGUUCACUUACGCUGCCAUCAACGGAGCAAUCUGGCUCGCCAUGAAGAUCUCAUGGGGUUCUAUUGCUCCAGAAGGAUACAACUUGAAGGAAUACUGGACGUGGAAGCCUCCCAGCGAGAAGCCUUGGAUCCUCCGAGCAUUUUCAAAGUGCAGCAUCCCGUGGAUGAAAAGACGAAAUGGUGGAAAUACCAGUCUCCCCGUGCACUCGCGCGGCGAGACGGCCGGCUCCCGUCAUCACCGAUCCCAAACGGACACCCCGGAGGACAAGGAAUAUGUGAGACUUGCAACCUCAGAGCCUUUUCGCCAGAUGUUUUGAAACCUGGUACAUACAAAUUCAAAGCCACGUGCAUAAGGUACCUAUCAUGGCAGGCUAGCCGGGGCUUAGUGAGUUGAUGUCACCCACCAUGGUUCGGAUCCGCGCAUGGCAAACAGGAUCAGGGGAUGGACAGGUGGAGCUGGGUCGGAUACCUGGCGGUGGUUUCUGAUGUGAAUACUAUUGUGGGGGCCAGCGGAUUCUUUCUACCCGCGAUGGAGCACUCGCCGUGUUGUAAACGGUUGAGCAUCCAUGAUGGGUUGUUAUUGAAACAUCCACAGUUAGUCACCGGCGUUGUGUUGAAUGUACAGUACUGAGUAAAGAAGGAGUCAAAUAAACGAAGUAACUA
Messenger RNA from Canariomyces notabilis, 2520 nucleotides. RefSeq lists its product as uncharacterized. The transcript has 10 exons. The coding region runs from base 294 to 2174 and encodes 626 amino acids. NCBI's taxonomy places the organism in Eukaryota, Fungi, Ascomycota, Sordariomycetes, Sordariales, Chaetomiaceae. The record is from RefSeq and is a predicted model, not a curated record. Gene Ontology annotation, cellular component: plasma membrane. Gene Ontology annotation, molecular function: purine nucleobase transmembrane transporter activity. Gene Ontology annotation, biological process: guanine transport; transmembrane transport; adenine transport.